Messenger RNA from Oncorhynchus masou masou (cherry salmon), 2535 nucleotides. Its product is annotated as glycerol-3-phosphate acyltransferase 3-like. The coding region runs from base 206 to 1552 and encodes 448 amino acids. The record is from RefSeq and is a predicted model, not a curated record. Gene Ontology annotation, molecular function: glycerol-3-phosphate O-acyltransferase activity. Gene Ontology annotation, cellular component: endoplasmic reticulum. Gene Ontology annotation, biological process: triglyceride biosynthetic process. The transcript has 15 exons. NCBI's taxonomy places the organism in Eukaryota, Metazoa, Chordata, Actinopteri, Salmoniformes, Salmonidae.
UAUGAGUUCUACAAUAGGGAAGGGCAUGGUAACAUGGACUGGAGUUUGACAGCUGUCCGGGUGGCUGGUCUCAGAUGAUCCCGCAGGUGAAGAAGCCGGAUGUGGAGUUCCUGGGCUGGCGUGGUUACACGUGGUUGUGAGCCGGUUGGAUGUGCAGCCAAAUUCUUUUAAAUGAGGGUGACAUACUGUAGAGAGGUCUGUAGCAAUGGAGGAUUUCUGGGUGGUGGUCCUGGCAGGGCUGAAGGUGUGGGUCUACCUCAUUGUGGCUCUUCUCAUGGUGCCUGCCAUGUUUGGCUUCUCCCUGGGCAUCUCUGAGACAUACAUGAAGAUCCUGGUCAAAACCCUUGAGUGGGCCACGUUGAGGAUCCAGACAGUCAACAAAGAGCAGCAUAUAAUCGAAUCCUCUGCAUCCAACGGCCUCAUCCAGAGGGAUGAUGGUUCUAUGGAGGAGGCGCUUGGAGAGUUGAGACGCAGUCGCCCUAAACCACCAGUGGGAGGGGACUUCACACUCAGCGACUGUUUCUACUUCUACAGACGAGGCAUCGAAGACAUCGUAGAGGAUGAGGUGACCCAGCGGUUUUCAUCAGAGGAGCUGGUGUCGUGGAACCUGCUAACUCGCACUAACAUCGACUUCCAGUACAUCAGCCUCAAACUGACUAUGGUCUGGGGGCUGGGCGUGUUCAUACGCUACUGCAUCUUGGCUCCACUCAGGAUCACGCUGGCAUCUAUAGGCCUGACCUGGCUGGUGAUAGGAACCACUGCUGUAGGAUUCCUCCCGAACUGGAGGCUGAAGUCCUGGCUGAGCGAUUGGGUCCAUGUGAUGUGCUACAGGAUCUGUGCCCGAGGCCUCUCCUGCACCAUCCACUACUAUAACAAAGAAAACAGACCCAGAAAAGGAGGAAUCUGUGUGGCCAAUCACACCUCCCCGAUUGAUAUCGUAAUUCUUUGCAACGAUGGGUGUUACGCCAUGGUGGGCCAGUCACAUGGUGGUCUGAUGGGAGUGCUGCAGAGGGCCAUGGCCAGGUCCUGUCCUCACAUCUGGUUUGAGAGAGCUGAUAUGAAAGAUCGCCACCUGGUGGCCAAGAGGUUGACGGAUCACGUGAAUGACAACACAAAGCUUCCUAUAUUGAUCUUUCCAGAAGGGACCUGUAUCAACAACACGUCUGUCAUGAUGUUCAAAAAGGGAAGUUUUGAGAUUGGAGGAACAAUAUACCCAGUAGCCAUAAAGUAUGACCCUCAGUUUGGGGAUGCGUUCUGGAACAGUGCCAAGUACAACAUGGUGAGCUACCUGCUGAGGAUGAUGACCAGCUGGGCUAUAGUCUGCAACGUCUGGUACCUGCCAGCCAUGACCCAACAGGCAGGGGAGGAUGCUGUCCAGUUUGCCAACAGAGUCAAGUCUGCCAUCGCACAUCGGGGGGGGCUAGUGGACUUGUCCUGGGAUGGGGGCCUGAAGAGAGCCAAGGUGAAGGAUAUGUUUAAAGAGGAGCAGCAGAAGAUGUACAGCAGCAUGGUGGUUGGGAGUGAGGAGGACAACAGCAGUCACAGCGACUGACACCCUCCACUACCACAUCCCUGCCUGAUGACUGACGAAUACCGAUGACCACGGACUAGACUGCCAUCGUGUGGAUGGACCAUUCAGGGAUGUAACAUUGACAGUGUCUUGCAGACUGUAUGAUAACUGAUAAGCCAAUUUGCAUGACAUUGGAAAGACUGUGUCAACACUAGAACUGUAAAGGAGAUGGGGUGGCAGGUCUGAUUAGAAUAGCUCUUUAUUGUGCUGCUGUAAAAAAUGGUUCUGCUAGGAAAUGACUAUGAAAUCCUGUUUGGCAUUCGAAUGAAUUAAUAACCUUGUGACCGUAUAACUUUUUGUUGUUGUUUAAUCCCAGAGUUCUGAAUGUCAGCGUUUUGUUAUGCAUAUACGAUGACUGUUUAUUUUGUGUGUGAAUGUUUUUUUUUUUUCCCUGUAUGUUGAGCCCAGGAGAUCAAUCAAUGCUGCUAAUUGUUUGAAAAUAAACAUUAGUCUUCAGCUGUUCCCUAUUUUAGGGAUGUGUUUAUUAACAAGCUCAGCUACUAGAACAAGGUAGUCAGAAUCAGUAAAACUGAUUGAAUUGAUGAUUUUAAAUGUUUUAUAAACAGUGUUGUGACUAGUUUUGCAUGGUAUGCCGGUACCACGAUUUGAUAUCACGGCAGUGGCGAUUUUUGCAUGUAAAUCUUGGUGGGGCAAAAAAUAUGAACAACGGAAUGCAAAGCCACUGCAUGAAACAAUACAUUAAUUGCACUCAAACGGUGCCCACAAACUGUUAGGACCUACAUAAAGCUGUCCCGACAUCUUACCACUCCCUACAAUUGGCUAUCAGUGGAGCCUUUUCUGGAAGUGAAACAGUUCAUUCAGCCUCUUUUACUACCUUUUAAGAACAUGGCUGACUUGCUUAAACAAAUGUGGUUUCUAAUGACAAUUGAGAUGUACAAACUGGCAUAAGGGAAUGCCAAGCGGAUAGGAGGCAAUCCGUAAUUUCAAUAAAGACAAUGAACAAG